Trichomonas vaginalis G3 is the source of this 2997-nucleotide messenger RNA. RefSeq names its product transcription, DNA-templated. Gene Ontology annotation, cellular component: nucleus. NCBI's taxonomy places the organism in Eukaryota, Parabasalia, Trichomonadida, Trichomonadidae. The record is from RefSeq and is a predicted model, not a curated record. The transcript has a single exon. The coding region runs from base 1 to 2997 and encodes 998 amino acids.
AUGAAUUUUUUCCAAAAUCCAGAUCCUUAUACAAGUAAGAAAGCGGACACUGGUGCAUCAGAUAAUCCUAAUAGCAUGAUUCCGAGAAACUUUAUGAAAGAAGUUCAGUUUAUGGAACAAUAUACAGAACCUCUCAAAAAAUACAUACGAAAUUGCUUCAAUAACUGUCAAAAUGAUACGGAAAAGGAAUUUGUCUCCAAGUCUCUUUUAUCAAAAAUCAAAAAAAUUUCGAAUCAACAAACAUUAUCUUCAUAUGCCUGGGCAAACGAGCCAAUAGUUCCGAAAUCUCAAGAAGAAGAAAAUUCGAUAAAGAAUGCUCAAAAUGCUAAGCCAUCUAAUUCAUCUUUUCCAAGUAGACAAAAUUCUUGGAAACAGAAGCCAAUAAACUUCCGUGAAAAUGAGUCUCAGAAAAACAAAGAUAAUAGCCAACCAUCUAAUCCAAAAGAGCAACCAAAUCAAUCUUCUCCUCAAAAUCAAUCAAAUUUAUCUUAUCCACAAGCUCAACAACAGUACAAUUAUAAUCAAUGUCAGCAGUACAUGUACCAAGGUGGCCAAUUUAACUACAAUCAAUCUCCAAAUCAGUAUAAUUAUCAAUAUCAAAACCAAUAUCAACAAUACCAACAAUAUCAGCAGUAUCCUGGAUACGGACAACAAUACAACUAUCAAAACCCAAAUCAAAGUCCUCAACAAAAUCAAAUUCAAAAUCAAAUCCAAAAUCCAAGCCAAGAAAGCCAAGAAAUGAAAAAUCAGGUACCACAACAGCCAGACAAUCAAGUACAGCAGCCACCAUAUCAAUAUUACAAUCAAUUUCCUCAUCAAAAUUAUAAUUCUUUCGGAAAUGCAGGAAAUCAAGGAAAUAAUGAUAGCAAUUACAACAGUAAUCAACAAUAUCCACCUCAGCAACAACAAAAUUAUCAAAAUUACGGAAAUCAAAAAAAUUAUCAAAAUCAACAACAAAAUUACAAAGAAAGGCAACAACAAAACUAUACAAACCAAGGAGAUGAUGAUUCGCAGCAACAGAACUUCCAAAAUCAGCAAAAUUACAAAAAUUAUCAAAAAAAUUUCAAAAAUCAACAGAGAAACUUCCAAAACCAGCCAAGGAACUUCCAGAACACUGUAGAUGACAGUGGAAACCAAAAGAGUUUCGGAGAUCAGCAAAAUUAUCAAAGAAACAGAAAUUUCCAGAAACAGUUUGACGGACCACAGGAUUUCCAAGGCCAAAACCAAAAUUUCCAGAAACAAAACAGAAAUUUCCAGAAAUCUGAUCAAAAUUUCCAAAAUUCUCAACAAAGGAACUAUCCUACAGCAGCAGAAGAUGGUUUUGAACAAACUGGUUUCAAUGAGCAGCAGAAUUUUCAUAAACAAAACAAAAAAUUCCAAAAAUUUGAUCAAAAUUUCCAAAAUCAGUAUCAAAAUCAACAAAGAAACUAUCAAACAAUGCAAGAAGAUGGUUUAGAUCAGAAUAGUUUCAAUGAACAACAUAACUAUCAACGACAAAACAGAAAUUUCCAAAAUUCUGACCAAAAUUACCAAAAUUCUCAACAAAGGAACUAUCAAAUCCCAACAGAAGAUGGUUAUGAUCAGAAGAGCUUCAAUGAGCAGCAGAAUUUCCAUAAACAAAACAAAAAAUUCCAAAAUCAGUAUCAAAAUCAACAAAGGAACUACCAAAAUAUGCCAGAAGAUUCUAAUGAUCAGGAUAAUUACAAUGAACAACAGAAUUUUCAUAAACAAAACAAAAAAUUCCAAAAAUUUGAUCAAAAUUUCCAGAAUCAGUAUCAAAAUCAGCAAAGGAACUAUCAAGCAACAACAGAAGAUGGUACAGAUCAAGACAAUUACAAUGAACAACAGAAUUAUCAAAGGCAAAACAGAAAUUACCAAAAUCAGUAUCAAAACCGUCAAAACAAACCGAAUUUUGACGGCCAACAACAAAACCAAUACCAACAAAAGAAUUUUCAAGGUAAAAAUUUGAAUCGAAAUCAAAAUCAGAGUCAGAAGCAGUUUAAUGGUAAAAAUGACUGGAACCAGAACCAGAAUCAAAACCAGAGGUACAACAAGAACCAACAGCAACAAAAUAAACAAAAUAAGAAUUAUGAUCGGGAAAAUUUCAGAAGAAACCAAAGUAACGACCAAUAUUCCGAUCAGAGAGAUACAGAAAAUGAUCGUUCCUCGCAAAAUUUAACAGGAAACGAUUCUGAUAAUGAGAUAUCUCCGAAACAAGAGAAUAUUGUUGAAUCCAUUCAACAAGAAGAAGCUGCAUUGGAUGAGCUCUUCCAGGAGAAGAAAAUCAUUGGAACUUGUCAAGAUUUGGAAAAAGAAUAUUUAAGAUUGACUUCAGAACCAGAUCCAAGCAAGGUCCGACCACUUGAAGUGCUAAAGAAGUCAUUGGAAUACUGUUUGGCCAAGUACGAAGAGAAAAAAGAUUAUGAUUACAUUUCGGAACAAUUAAGAAGCAUUAGACAAGAUUUAGUUGUUCAGCACAUCGAAGACCAGUUCUGUGUUGAUAUUUAUGAGACCCAAAUCCUUCUUGCUCUUGACCAUGGCGAUUAUGAGAAUUUUAAUCAGGUCCAGAACAAUUUGGAAGAGCUUUACAACAAAGGAUUUGGUGUUCCUGAGAAUAUGUCGGAGAUGUACGCAUACAGGAUCCUUUAUUCCCUUGAAUUUAAUGAUAUUACAGGAUUUUAUUCAUUUGUUCCUCGAAUGAAGCCUGAAAUACUCAACACUCCGUUGAUAAAAUUCGCUAUAUCAGCAUGGAGAGCAGCUGCAGCUAAUAAUUGGCUUCAAUACAUGAGAAUGAUCAAAAAUGCACCAAAAAAGUGUUCAAAAGUGAUGCAAAGAAAGAUGAGAGAGAUUAAAUUCUACGGGUUAUUCGCAAUAACUAAACAUUUUAGAGGAUUGACACCAGAAACAUGCCAAGAAUUGCUUGGAUUAGAUUCUUUAGAGGAAACAGUAGAAUAUCUCAAGAAAACAGAAGUAUAUGAUAAGAUUAUCACCAAAUAA